AUGGCGUCCUCGAAUGGCAAGGUCGCGAACUCGAGAGAGCGAGUUGUUCUGACCCCUGAGCGGUCGAGUCCAAGGAAAACGGGUCGGAUCCGUUGGACUGUUGGGCUGUUGGUUCGCCUGUGCAUCUGGUAUUUUUUGUUGACGCCUUUCUUCCGAUGCCCGUCCCAGACGUCCGAGUUGAACGAAUCGUCACCGCGAAUCUGCAAACCGUACUUGGUCGCAAAGUCCUACGUUGAACCUCACGUCGCUCCUUACUACCAUGCCCAUGCCGCUCCUUACGUUGACGCUGCGCGUCCAUACGUCCAUGUCCUGAACGAGAAGGUUUACACCCCGGCCUCGAACAUUGCGAAGCAGGGGUACGAGGCCUAUGGUGCUCCGGCGCUCGACCGGGCUCAGGUUUAUGGUCAGCAGCAAUGGGACGCAAAUGUUGUGCCCCAUAUCGAAAUUGCAAAGGGCAAGGCAUCGGAUUGGUAUAAGCUCCAGGUGGCGCCGCAUGUGGAAUACGCCACGGUCACUGUAUCGCCAUAUUACCACAAGGUCCAUGGAGCGUACUGGACAACCCUGAAUGGGUAUAUCCUACCUUUCGCUGCAAAGUACCAGCCAUUCAUCGGCAAAACGUACACCUCUGGUCAAGAAAUCCUGACCACGCAGGUCAUGCCUCACGCGCAAAGCGUCUGGUCUUCCACUUUGAGUUUUAUCAACUACUCUUUCUGGCCCAAGGUGUCCAACCUCUAUUCGGAGAAUGUGGAGCCUCAGCUUGUAAAGAUCGGCCAGAGACUCGCGAGUUAUCGUGAGGGGAGCCGGCUGCGAAGCGUGGCGGAUGAGGUCGAGAGUUCCGCGGGAUACUCUAGCACGUCUUCGUCCACCUCAAUCAAGGUUAGCACAACUGUUGCGCCAACUUCAUCCUCUGUCUCUGAAACUCCCACUCCUUCUCUAUCGCCCGCGGAGCUGGCAGCACAGCUCCGCAAGAAGAUCACCUCUGAUCUCACCACCUUUAAAGAGAAGUUUGCUUCGGCCUCUGAGAAAGGAGUCGCAAGCCUCGAAAGCCGAGUAGUCGAGAUUGUCGACACUUACUUGGCAGGUGGGGCCCAGUCCGACGGAGAUAAGCUUGUGGCGGCUUUGGAGAGUGCCGUUGAAGAUCAAACGAGCGCCAUCAAACGUCACAUCAGCGCUCUAACCGAAUCUCUGCCAUUCGCAGACGCCCCCGAAGAAGAAGCAGCCGCUAUUGAGGAGCUGCUCAAAGAAAUUAGGAACUCAGCUGUAUCCAUCAGAGACCGAGCUCAUGUCAUUAGAGAAUGGCACGCUUCAUUCGAGGAGGGUCUUAUCCGCCAGGUCUCGGCCACCGUGAACUCUACACUGGCAGUUCUGGAUAAUGUCCGAGACCUCGGUCUGCAAGAGAUUGGAAUGAGAUGGGCCUGGAUGGAUGGUGUCACUUACAAGGACUGGGAGGAUUACCACGCCUUAAAGGAUGAAUUCGAAGACUGGAAGGGUAAAUUCCGUGAGAUCGGUCUACAACACGCACGAAUCGAAUCUGCCAAGGAUACUGCGGAUGAAGCCCUUUCACGCGGUAUGGACGUCGCCGAGGCCGCAGCCAAGGAGUUAGCCAGAUUGAAGGAAGUUGGGCGGUGGAAGAUCGCUGCCCGGGAGGUCAGCGAGGAUUUCGAUACCAGAUCCGAGCCUCCACCACCCCUUCCAAAGCCUGCUAGCGCUGAAGAGGAUAUCCCGGCCGCGCAGGAUGAAGAUCAGGAGGUCCUUUCAAACACUGAAGAACCAACUGCAGAUGUGAACGACACUGCUGAUGAUGCCAAUGCGGAAAUUGACGCCGAAUCCCCAGAGGUUGACAACGCCGAGAAAUCUACCGAGAACCAGGACACUGGCUCGGAUGACGAAUCGCUUUCUAAUGACAAGGCUGAGUCCGACGUGGUCAUUGAACAAGAAGCCACAGACGACGACAACCAGGACAACGCCGGAGCCCCAGAGUCCAAUGAAGAAGCCGAGGGAUUUAACAAGGGCCCUUUUGGUGCAGCCGCUUCAGUCAUCCCUGAAGAAGCAACAGACUCUGGCUACGACACAGACAACCUGGACCAAGACGAAAUUGUUGAGGCCGAGGCCACAAAGCUCUCAGAAGCAGUAGAUGCCGAGGUUUACAAUACAGGCCCAGCGGCAAGCCAAGAGUCUCAGUCCAUCGAGGACCUUCUCUCCCAUAUACUUGGCGAUACAAAUUCAGACUUCGCCGAAAAGGUCCUGGAGAGACUUAAUGCCAUGAAUCACAACGCGAACCCGAACCAGGAGUCUGCUUCGUCAUCUAAUGACAAGGUUGAGGACGAUUCCGAAACCCCAGAGCAGCCACAAGCCGCGGAUGCCAACGAUGAUCAAUCCGCCCGGAAUGAUCUCUGA
Molecule: messenger RNA, 2397 nt
Organism: Aspergillus versicolor CBS 583.65
Lineage: Eukaryota; Fungi; Ascomycota; Eurotiomycetes; Eurotiales; Aspergillaceae
Exons: 3
Coding region: 1-2397 (798 amino acids)
Biological process (GO): protein transport
Source: RefSeq, a predicted model, not a curated record